Molecule: messenger RNA, 1423 nt
Organism: Paramormyrops kingsleyae
Lineage: Eukaryota; Metazoa; Chordata; Actinopteri; Osteoglossiformes; Mormyridae
Gene: cd28
Product: CD28 molecule
Biological process (GO): regulation of T cell proliferation; T cell receptor signaling pathway
Cellular component (GO): external side of plasma membrane
Source: RefSeq, a predicted model, not a curated record
GUCAUAAGGCUUUCCAAAACACUCAAUGGUAUAAAACGACGGAGUUAGUGUUAAACAACACUAUUAGCUGCAAUGAUUAUCUUGAUAAUUACACUCAUCAGCCUUUGGCCUCAGGAAGGGAGAGCCCUGCACGUGUUCCAGCCCUACAGGACUGUGGGCCGCGGAGGUGAGGCUGUGAUUCGCUGUUCCUACGAGCUGUCGAGUGGGACGGAGGAGCUACACCUGGCCUUGUACCGCGGCCAGUAUGAGAAGCAGGAGAUGUGUGCCUCCACUUUCAACACUAGGCAGUCCUACUUCGAAACCGAGGGAAUAGUGAAAUGUAGGGGUGAAAUUUCGUCCAAUGGUGUAAACCUCACUGUGACUGGACUGAAGGGUGUCGACACAGACCUGUACUUCUGCGCCCUGGAAGUGCUCUUUCCCCCACCUUACCUUCUCCGGGUUGGGAAUGGAACCAUAGUCUACAUAGAAGAAGAACCUGACUGUCCAGCACAUGCAGAGAAAAUCGUAGCUGAUCCAGAGGACACCUCAAAAGAAGCAUAUGUAUUACCAUUGAUACUGUUUGCGUUCGUCGUCAUCAUCAUUGUCAUCAUUGCGGUCAUCAAUAAUAUCAUCAACAUGAACCACAGGAGGAAGGUUGUUGGAAUGCCUCCUGUCGCCUCGAAAACAUUGGACUGCAGAUUUGGCUAUGAGAAUUUCCUAUGAAAAUUUACCAUUGAAAAUGUAUGACAUUGCAUGACUUUUUAAGUUAACAUUAUAUGUUUUUUUUUUACUGUGUACUUUACAAUGUGAAGUUUGGUGGUGCAACAUAACACAGAUAUAACCUUUUAAACAAAGGAAUAAAACUAUAACAUUUAAAAUGUCAGAAUUAAGGAAUGUAUUUUUUCACAUUCAGUAGCUUGUAGUGGGAUUUCUUACAUAACCUUUAUUACAAAGUUCUACGCAUGACAUUGUUGUGGUAUAUUAAUUCGUGUAAUACACAAGCGAUAUUUUAUAACACAUUUUGUUACACAUUAUUAAUUUUCAGGGAUCCUGUGCUACCACACAUGACUCUGUAAUUUUAUUUAGAAUGUGUGUUAUUUUGUUUUAUUUAUUUUUUGAUGCGCACAUUUUCAGAGAGAAUGAAAUGUCUCAUAGGAGUUUUCAGCUUUCAGUGUGAAAUCUAGCAUCGCCAGCAGGUGUCAGUGUGUCAUGAAAUUGUUCACAACUGCUUCUAUAAACUGGAGUUAUAUUCAGCUUAUGACCAUAUGAAGUGUUUGAGGAAUACCUUAAAUGUGCUUUGGAUUUCAUGGACUGUGUGUUAAAUAGCCAUGGUAAUAUGCAAAAAUGUGAACCCUAAUAAUGACCUCCCUUAUACUUGGGAGCUCUUUCGCACAAUACGUCUGUAUUUUAAAGAUAUUGUUUUAUCAUAUUGUCCCAGCUUCUU